Corylus avellana is the source of this 1305-nucleotide messenger RNA. RefSeq names its product phosphoglycerate mutase-like protein AT74. The record is from RefSeq and is a predicted model, not a curated record. NCBI's taxonomy places the organism in Eukaryota, Viridiplantae, Streptophyta, Magnoliopsida, Fagales, Betulaceae. Gene Ontology annotation, molecular function: catalytic activity.
CACUUUAUGACGAUGCUAGAAAUACGUUGCCCAUCCUCAUUGCAAACGCACAAGUUUGAAUUUUGGUGCAACCAGAAACGCAAAGUCAAGCACGAACGAUAGGAAUAGGAGCCAGAUAAUUAUGUCACCCCACGGCAAUCAACGAACCGUGCUGCCGAAGCGCAUAAUCGUGAUGCGCCACGGCGAGUCCAGGGGCAACCUCGACUCGGCGGCCUACUCCACCAUCCCGGACCACCAAAUCCCGCUGACGGAGGCGGGCCUGGCCCAGGCCCGCCAGGCCGGGGCCCAGCUCCGAAGCCUGAUCGACGGGUGCUCGUCCCCCCAGUGGCGGGCCUACUUCUACGUGUCCCCCUACGCCCGCGCCCGAUCGACGCUCAGGGAAAUCGGGCGGGCCUUCUCGAAGCGGCGGGUCAUUGGGGUCCGAGAGGAAUGCCGGAUCCGAGAGCAGGAUUUCGGGAACUUCCAGGUGAAGGAGAGGAUGAAAGUCAUCAAACAGACUCGGGAGCGCUUUGGCCGAUUCUUUUAUCGCUUCCCCGAGGGCGAGUCCGCCGCCGAUGUCUUCGACCGCGUUUGCGGUUUUCUUGAAUCCUUAUGGAGGGACAUAGAGAUGAACAGGCUUCACCAUGAUCCUUCCCAUGACCUGAAUCUUAUAAUUGUAUCACACGGGCUAACCUUGCGUGUCUUCCUCAUGAAGUGGUUCAAGUGGACGGCCGAGCAAUUUGAGCACCUGAACAAUCUUGGGAACUGCGAAUUCCGAGUGAUAGAGUUAGGAUGCGGCGGAGAAUACAGCUUAGCAAUCCAUCACACGGAGGAGGAAAUGCGAGAAUGGGGGCUCGACGAAGAUAUGAUAGCUGACCAAAAAUGGCGAGCAAAUGCCAAGAAGGGUGACUGGAAUGACGAUUGCCCCUGGUAUCUUGAUGCUUUCUUUGAUCCUCUGGGUGAAUCAGAUGAGGAAGAGAGUAAUAACAGAAAUCCAAGUGAUUCUUCUAGUAUGUAUCUAUAGAUUGUCCAGCAUUUGAAUUGAAAAUUGUACUGAUUUACUAGGUUGUGGUUUGUGCAUGUUGGUUUUUCAAAUAUUAGAAACAGGAAGGGUUGAGGGUGAUUCGGUGGUAUAAAGUAAUGUAGUAAAGAUCAAAGCUUCCAAUUUGAGAGUUGGGAGAACUGCUAUAACCCUUGGCUUCCUUGUUACAGAUUGACCCAAAACAAAGGUUAUACCUUUGUGGAUAUUUUUAACUUACUUUUACAACCAUUCAAAUUUGAUUAUGUUGGAAAUAUAAUACAGAGGAAUAAAAUAUUGGUACCUCU